Messenger RNA from Pundamilia nyererei, 1049 nucleotides. RefSeq names its product progestin and adipoQ receptor family member VIII (gene paqr8). Gene Ontology annotation, molecular function: nuclear steroid receptor activity; steroid binding. Gene Ontology annotation, cellular component: plasma membrane. The record is from RefSeq and is a predicted model, not a curated record. Gene Ontology annotation, biological process: response to steroid hormone. NCBI's taxonomy places the organism in Eukaryota, Metazoa, Chordata, Actinopteri, Cichliformes, Cichlidae.
AUGUCGACUGAGGUUUUGCAGCGGCUCAGCACCAUAGCACUGAGCACCAAGCACCUGCGUCGUCUCCCUCACCUCUCAGACUUCCUCCCUUUCUCUUGCUCCCAGGUACCCAGCCUGUUCCGGGAACCCUACAUCCUGUCAGGAUACCGUCCUGUCCAGCAAGACUGGCGCUGCUACCUCCUCAGCCUCUUCCGGAAACAUAAUGAGUCCCUGAACGUGUGGACCCACUUGCUGGCCGGUCCUGUCCUGCUGCUCCGCUGGUGGGCCAAUGUAGACACCCUGGGGUGCACCUUGGAUGACGUUACCUCGCUACCUCUGCUCCUGUUCUUGGUGUCAUCUCUCACAUAUCUGUACCUCAGUGUGGCGGCUCAUCUCCUGCAAUCUCACUCCGAACGCGCGCACUACUUCUUCUUCUUGGACUACGUGGGUGGCCUGUAUCAGUAUGGGUGCUCGCUCGGCCACUAUUUCUACGCGUCUGAGCCAGCGUGGCGAGAACACGUUGGGGUAAUCUUUCUGCCUGGCGCCGCCUUCUUUGGGUGGCUCUCCUGCACCGGUUGCUGUUACGCCAAGUUCAGGUACAGGCGGCCAUAUCCACCUCAGCGUAAAGUGUGCCAGCUGAUCCCCACCGGCCUAGCGUACGUGCUGGAUAUCAGCCCCGUAGCCCACCGCCUGCUCACUGUCUCCUGGUCACAGGAGCCCUCGCUACCCUUCCACGCUCUCCAGAUUGCCUGUUUCCUCUUGUCUGCCCUCUUCUUCUCUUGCUCCAUCCCUGAGCGCUUCUUUCCAGGCAACUGUGACUUUGCAGGCCAGGGUCACCAAAUGUUCCACGUGCUUCUGUCCCUGUGCACCUUGUCCCAGCUGGAGGCUUUGUUCCAGGACUACGCCCGGUGGAGGGAUACAGUGGUGGAGUUAUUUGGGGAGCGGCAGUUGUGGUGGGCGUGCGUAUCCUUCCCCGUCUUGUUUGUGUGCUGUAUCCUGACGGCGCUGAUCGCAAUGAGGCACAUGAGCAAGGCACUGCAGAGUAAAGACGAGUGAGAGCGCAACGAAGA